GGCUGCAAAAGUUUCUUCAAGAGGAGCGUCCGCAGGAACUUAACUUACACAUGCCGUGCCAACAGGAACUGUCCCAUCGACCAGCACCACCGCAACCAGUGCCAAUACUGCCGCCUCAAGAAGUGCCUCAAAGUGGGCAUGAGGCGGGAAGUUCAGCGAGGAAGAAUGCCUCCAACCCAACCCAAUCCAGGCCAGUACGCACUCACCAACGGGGACCCCCUCAACGGCCACUGCUACCUGUCCGGCUACAUCUCGCUGCUGCUGCGCGCGGAACCCUACCCCACGUCGCGCUACGGCAGCCAAUGCAUGCAGCCCAACAACAUCAUGGGCAUCGAGAACAUCUGCGAGCUGGCCGCGCGCCUGCUCUUCAGCGCCGUCGAGUGGGCCCGAAACAUCCCCUUCUUCCCGGAUCUGCAGAUCACCGACCAAGUGUCCCUGCUGCGCCUCACCUGGAGCGAGCUGUUCGUGCUCAACGCGGCCCAGUGCUCCAUGCCGCUGCACGUGGCGCCGCUGCUGGCCGCCGCCGGCCUGCACGCCUCGCCCAUGUCCGCCGACCGCGUCGUGGCCUUCAUGGACCACAUCCGCAUCUUCCAGGAGCAGGUGGAGAAGCUCAAGGCGCUGCACGUCGACUCGGCCGAGUACAGCUGCCUCAAAGCCAUCGUGCUGUUCACGUCAGAUGCCUGUGGCCUGUCGGAUGCCGCCCACAUCGAGAGCCUGCAGGAGAAGUCGCAGUGCGCACUAGAGGAGUACGUGAGGAGCCAGUACCCUAACCAGCCCAGCCGUUUCGGCAAACUCCUACUGCGACUGCCCUCCCUGCGUACCGUGUCCUCCUCGGUCAUCGAGCAGCUCUUCUUCGUCCGUUUGGUAGGUAAAACCCCUAUCGAAACUCUCAUCCGGGAUAUGUUACUAUCUGGGAGCAGCUUCAACUGGCCUUACAUGUCCAUCCAGUGCUCCUAGACCUUGGGCGCUUCCCACCUGCCCCCGCCUCCCUAGAGACUCAGAGGACCGGCGGGGGCCAUGGACUCCAAAGCUGCGGGGACAUCAGGCGGCUGUUGCAGGGUGCAGCCAGGCAGGGGGGAGGUGGGCCGGCCGACAGGAGCAGCCCACCCUGCAGAAAUGCAACCCGAGCUGCAAAGCAGGAGAAAAAGAGACUCUCUUUAGGAUCAGAUCUGUGAACAUGUUGGAAAGGAAAGAAAAAGGACCUUGUGUCUGGUGAGAAAAGGAAAAAAAAAAAUUGGAAGAGAGGACCAUGAGAAUUUUAAUAAAACAGAAGGAGACUAAUGGACCUUCCAGGAUUUAUUGUGGACGGAUGUGGAUAUAUUCUGUACAGAAAACAACACACAUGGAAGUGGACUGAAUUCUAUGUAGAAACACACACACACCACACACACACACACACACACACAUGCCCCAAACAUUGUUAUUCAUUUUGUAAAAUACUAGUCUUUAUUUUCAUUUUUUUGUAAAAUUUAAACAUCGUAUGCACAUAAAAAAGGAAACAAGAAUUAGGGGAAAAUAACAUUUUCCAAAUAAUUAUAAAAAAAUUGUCCUGUGUCUAUGUAUCUAUAUCUGUUUUGUAUUUUUUUCUGGUUCCAAACCAGAUUUCCUGUGAUUCUAUACUAAUAAUUUUUGAUAUAACCCUUUGCUUCUUAUAAUGAGUGCGAUAUAUGUUGUCGAGGCUGUUCUUCAAGAAUUAAAAUUGAAGUGAAAAUUUAAACAAAAAAAUAAAAGAAUUUAGCAAAA
Messenger RNA from Ailuropoda melanoleuca (giant panda), 1743 nucleotides. It is a transcript of the gene NR2F1, whose product is annotated as nuclear receptor subfamily 2 group F member 1. The record is from RefSeq and is a predicted model, not a curated record. Bases 139 to 957 code for a protein of 272 amino acids. The transcript has 3 exons. Lineage: Eukaryota; Metazoa; Chordata; Mammalia; Carnivora; Ursidae.